GCGCCUUCAGUCGAGGCUAACUCUCCGGCGAGAGCGCAGUGAAAUCAUUUUUAAUCGCGUGUGUUUUUCGUGCGAGUUGUUUUUUGUGUUCUUUCUUUCGCUCAGUUGUGUUUAUGUGUUGAUCGGUUUCGCGUUCGCUUACUUCGAACGAUCCGUUCGUUCGUUGGCCAGAAUUUGUGCAGUGAUUGUUGCUGCUGAGGUUGCAUUUGUUUAUCAGCCGGUUUCGUGUAAUAUCACCACGGUUCGAGUGACAACAAAACAGCGUGGUGUACGUGGUGUGAAUUUCUAAUUAGAUGAAACGUUUGCAUUUUAUUGCACAUUUAGUGCACUAACCGCUAAGGUGCCGCAUUGUUAAUGUUCGUUUAAAGUUCGAUCGAGCGAUCAGAGUGCACUCACGGGAUCAAUGCGUUGUCCAGAUGUGAACUAAAUUUAACAGAAAUCUUGUGAAGGAGGAGUUUUUAUGCGUCUAGGCGCGCACCAGGAGAUUAUCGAUCGCACGUUGGCGGUUGAGAACAACACAGAGAGAUAAUGGAGGCAGGAAGAUGGGAUUGAGUUCGAGAGUGCGGAUGAUCAUAGUUGAAGGGCCAAUUUAAUGAGAUAAGUGUUAUCAAAGUGGUGAUCGAAUGAAAAAGCGAAUGAAUAUCAAUACAUAUCGCAAAGUUUAGCAUAUGAGAAGUUUGACGACUGCAAAAAAAAAACAAGUGCUUAGUUUUGCUGUUUACAUAAGAAAUCUAUUCGCAGCGUAUUCGCGCAGUGUUUAUACAACGCCAAGAGCCAAGUGUUUUGGAACCCAAACAAGCCGCCAUUCGAAGGAGUCGCGAUCGUGUGUUGCGGUAUCAGUUGCCAAGAAGAAGAGGAAAACAACGUAUAAAUACAUAAUAGCGGAGCAUAAAGCCUGUUUUCGCCUUAUUGUUAUCUUGGGCCGGAGAAGAUCAAGGGGAGCGAGAGCAGCAGCGAUUUAUAUGCAAAAGCAUAGCAUAACGAAUGUGAAGUGCCGAAUUCGCCGUGGUUUGUGGCGAUCGGUGAAAUAGUGGUUGCGGUGUGUCUUAGGGGGAUUUCGGGGGCGCGGAAUCGGCGAGACGGCGAAAAAAAAGUCUCCCCAAAGCAAUCGAACGAUACUGGCGAAGGACGUGACUAAACUUUAAAUAAACAAGCUCCGAGGAUUACUUCUUCGCAGGCAGACAAUUUUUGUCGCUCCGGGAUGUAAACUGUGGCGCGAGAGCGAAGGAGAAGUUGAAUGAUCAUUUUUGACACAACGAAUAAGACAAUCGGUUAACGCAAGAGCGGUCCCACGAGUGCGCAAUUACACGGACCGAAUCGGAAACCGAUCCUCCCACAGAGAGUUGGUCAACGUUGGGCCGGUAGCUCACAUUACCCGUCACAGCUCACAGCAUCCAUUCAAUCGCUCGGUCCCGUUUUGGGAGGGGAGGGCUAGAUGCUAGAUGAGCCCAAGAAACCAAAACAAAACCCAAAUAAUCGGACUUAUGUAGAGUGCGGUAAUAAACCCGGAAGAUAAUCGUUUAAUUUUCAAUUGGCCUGCUAUGAAGUGAAUCGUAAUAUUCAAGUGAAGUGUGGCGCUGGGCGAAAUAUUUCAUCCGAGCAAAUCGUGAGCCGCAGGUUCAGAAAAUUGAUGUGAUAAAUAACGGAGCAAGAAAGCGCCCGCUUUUGGCACAACUGCUGCAGACACCGAAGAUAGGCGCCAAAAGGUGUGUUCUGGUUUCGAGUCGAGUCGCGAGUGCAGAAAAUAAAAUUGGUCGUGUGAGUUAUGGUUACAAAUUAUAAAUAAAGGAUAAAUUGAGGUGUAAUAAAGUAAUAAUAAUAUUUUUUACGAUCGGCUGUUUUGAGUCUGGCGGAAGGGAUAUAUUGUGCGUAGUUAUUGUCCCUUAGCUGACCAUGUACUGAAUGUUGCCUCAAUUGGCAAAUCAAAUUCAAGGGACACACAUGGAGUUCAUCGGAGAUAUGGAUCCAUCGACUGAAAGGAUGCCAGCCCAGUAUCGGCCACACCGCGGUCGGUCGCCUUUUUUCUGGCAAAUGGCCAUCGUUUGCUUAAUGUUCGUGGUUUCCAUGGCGCGGAGCGUCACCGCCGAGAACGACUUCAGAUAUAUCUCUUAUCAAGAUCUGCUGCCGACGUCGGAUCGCUUCACGGAUGCCAACGUUACGUCAUUUUCCCGGCUGCUGUUCGAUGUGGCGCGUGAUCAAGUAAUCGUCGGUGCAAGGGACAACUUGUAUCGCCUCUCACUGCAUCUGGAUGUGCGCGAGAAGAUGCCCUGGGAGGUGACACCCUCGAUGCGCAAUACCUGUCUGGAUAAAGGCCAGAGCGAGGAGGCCUGCCGGAACCAUAUAAUGGUUCUCGAGAGCUUCGGAAACAAGGUGUACACCUGCGGAACGUAUGCCUUCAGUCCGUACUGCUCGUGGCGACAGAUGGAGAACUUGACGGUAACCCGGUUCGACACCGGGGUCGCCAAGUGUCCGUUCAGUCCGUACGCGAACAACACCGCACAUAUGUCCUCCAAUGGAAAGCUGUUCGUCGGUACUACGACCGAUUUCUCCGGAUCGGACCCAACCAUCAUCCGGGCGGAUGUAACCGAGGAAAGCACCCGGAUGCUACGGACGAAACAGUACAAUUCAAAGUGGCUCAACGAUCCACAGUUUGUGGGAAGCUUCGAAAAUGGGGAUUUUGUGUAUUUUGUCUUCCGGGAGGCUGCCGUCGAGUAUAUGAACUGCGGAAAAAGUGUGUAUUCCAGGAUUGCAAGAAUUUGCAAAAAUGACCCAGGCGGCACCCAAAUACUGAAGGACAACUGGACAUCGUUCGUGAAGGCGCGCCUGAAUUGUUCGCUCCCUGGAGACUAUCCGUUUUAUUUCAACGAGAUACAGGGAAUGGUCUAUUCGCAGGAGGAAGGUGUUCUCUACGCCACGUUCACCACUCCAGAGAAUAGCAUCCACGGCUCAGCCAUCUGCGCCUACAACAUGUCCGCCAUUCAGUCGGCCUUCGCGGGAGCCUUCAAACACCAGGAAUCGCAAGGUUCAGCCUGGCAUAGGCAAGACGUUCAACAUCGCGAUCACUACGAGUGUCUCGCCGGUCCUACAGCCCGUCACAUAUCGCUUAUAGAUUCUUCCAAAUAUCAGCUCAUGGAUCAGGCAGUACAACCCAUCACCGGACAGCCGCUGCAUCACACCAUCCUGGAACGGUUCAGUCACAUCGCGAUCGAUAUCAUUCCUACGAAGCUGCACGAACGGGUGCUCAUCAUCUACGCAGCCACGGACUCGGGCCACAUCAAAAAGAUAUCGGUUUUGCCACGCACUAAAAGCACCUGUGUGGUUGAAAUCUGGAGACCGGAGCAGACUGCCGACUCGAAGAUCCGCACCAUUCAAUACGUAAAGGAAACCGAUUCGCUGUAUGUGGGCUCGGAUACGGCACUGAGUCGCAUUUCAUCACAUCACUGCAAUCGGCACCUCUCGAAGGUAAGCUGCCUGAACUCAAUGGAUCCCUACUGUGGCUGGAACGAGCUGCAGGAGGCUUGCACGAUUGCUCCCAAUGGGGACACUCUAGCGAAAUAUUGGAUACAAAACGCUACGGAAUGUCCCGUACUUACCGCUCCGGUGGAUGGCGGGUGGUCUGCGUGGUCCGAGUGGAAUAAAUGUGCCCAAUUCAAUGGACAGAUUCAGCCGUCGGUGGGCAAUGAUGACUUUGGAGCGAAUACCGACUCCUGUCUGUGUCGAACGCGAUCGUGCGAUAAUCCUUCUCCGAAGAAUGGCGGACGACAGUGCACUGGAAUGAGUAUAGCUGUAACCAACUGCACAGUACAUGGUGGGUGGACAGAUUGGAGCGCUUGGUCUGCGUGUUCGCAGACCUGCGGUAUGGCGGUGAAAACGAGAAGAAGAACCUGCGGUAAUCCAAAGCCGGCCCACGGAGGACGAGUUUGUGUUGGACCGGACCGAGCGGAAAUCUACUGCUCACAUCUACCACCCUGUCCAGCCCCAAAGCAACCACCAAUCGAUGGGGGCUGGGGUCCUUGGGGAGUAUGGGGAGAAUGCACUGCUCCUUGCGGCGGAGGUUAUCGCAUUCGAAGGAGAAAAUGUGACGACCCGAUACCCCAGAACGGAGGUAUGGAAUGUCCCGGAUGUCAUCUGGAUUAUGAAGUUUGCAACACCCACCAGUGCGCAGACGUGAAGCGAGCCGGAGCGUGGACUCCCUGGCUGACGGUGGCGAAUGGGACUCUCCCGAACGGGGGAUACAUAGAGAAACGAUUCAGGUACACCUGCAAAGCACCUAUCGCGGAUUCGGCACUGCUGAAGAUCACACCCAAGGAGGAGACACGAGUUUGUCACGCCGAUGGUUCCUGUCAGAGAUCAAGUGACUCGGCACACUCUGGAGGAGGCGCAGAAAUAGAGGACGGUUGGAGUGAGUGGGGAUCAUGGAGCAGUUGCAGUGCUUCCUGCGGUGGAGGGCAGCAAUUCCGGACUCGGUCGUGCGAGAAAGGCGAUUGUGAUGGGGUUAACAAGAUGGCGCGUGCCUGCAACACACAGCCUUGUAAAGGUGAAUGGGGAUGUUGGAGUGACUGGUCAUUGUGUUCCGUGUCCUGUGGAUUGGGCACGAGGACACGCUCACGCCAAUGCCUGUCGAUGUCGGGCAAUGUGAUCUUCGGGAACGAUUGCGAGGGUCAGAGUACACAGUAUGACACUUGUGAAAUGCCCAGCUGCGAUUCUUUCCUUGGCUGGGGUGUAUGGAGUGAAUGGUCUCAGUGCAACACGGAUGGCGAGAAAGUGCGCACAAGGAAGUGUCUGAUUCCGACACCCGAUCAAAAAAUGUGUCAAGGCAGCGAUCGCGAGAUUCGCGUUUGCUACGUGGAAAUGAGUAACGAAAUUCCUCACGCCUUGACUGCAGGAGCUUCUUCAGUGGCAGCAAUCGUCGUUGGAGUUGUACUACUCAUCAUUAUAUGUUGCGUCGGAAGUGUCUUCACUACGAUCUACAUUAUAAAGAAAAAGACUAAAGGCAUCAAGGCCAUUCAAGGUUCACCGUGCUAUGGAUCGUACCCGAACCAGUACUCCUCUCUGCCGACUAAAGACUACACAGAGGGCGGCCAGAAACCGAAGCGCCAGUCGUCAUUCAACGGACGGAACGAUGCCAGCGGGUCGAAGAUCCCCAACGGCCACACGACGCUCACCAAAUCAAACAACGUCAACGGAGCGGUAGGAAACAACACCCCAAAAGUGUUGGCUAAAUCCUUCAACGACUCCGACACUGCCACCAUCAAGCGGAACACCCACGGACUGAACAACAUUCGCCACGCCAGACAGCUGGAACUCGAGGAGGAAAAGUAUUGAUCCCGGCUAAAAGGUUACUAGUGUUGUGAGUGACGUUAUGGGCAGGACUCGUGUAAAAUUCGUUGAUUUUCUUGUGUUCGUUCUUUUGUGGUAAUCGUAUGUCAGCGUUUAUGAACUGUGAUCUCAACGGCAUGGAAUACGAGAAAAAAGAGCAAUAGCAUUUCCAUAAAAUCAUACAGAAUUCAGAGAAUAUCAGAGAAUUUAAUGUAUAAUAAUUGUAGGCUCACAAGUCAAUGUUUUGUUCAUUUCUCGAAGGGUUUUGUAUCGGGAACGGAUAGCUUCACAAAUCUUCAAUAUCCUGUAUAUUUGCGUAUUUUCGUUUCAGUUAAAUCAAGACACCGAGCAUUCGUUCUCAUCCAGUCGUUUGUCCUUAGCAAAGACACAACUAGUUUCAUUGCAUUGGAAACGAACCUCAACAUUAUGUACUAUUCAUACACUGUGAAUGUGAAAAUACGAAAACAACAGCAGCAAUCGAUAAGCGGUAAUUAGUGCUGAAAGGCUGAUGAUUUUAGAUUUAGUAUUGCUUAUUGGUAGAUUAUUUUACAUCGAAAGUCAGCGGCGUCUUUUAAAAACAACAUAUUAGAACACAGCAAACGCUUCAACUCAUUAAGCAUAAUCAACAAUCGAGGGGCUACAAAUUUUUAACCAAAUGAACGCAAAUUACUUUUAUAACACGACCACAUGGGGAAACCAAUAACGGAGGUGAUGAAGCUGCUACUUACUAUAUAGUUCGAAUUUGUUAGCUGAUAUAGUAUAACAAUAAUAUACGAGAAAAGUAGUGCAUUAAAUUCAAACUCGUGUGCCAUUGAAAGGUGAAUUAGUGUGAGCAGAACAAAAAUUAACAAAAGACAUUUUUAAAUAUUUUAUACAUUUAUCGUUGAACGAACUGUUUCAUUCUUGAUAACAUCGAAAACAUUUUGAACAUUUUAAUCAUUUAGUUUUAGGAGCAAGAAGUAAAAUCUCCGAUUUUACUGGUGAUAAAAGUAGCUCAUGUUGAGCGGUUAUUUUAAAGAUUCAGCCUGUGACAAGAUGUUAGUUUUAAGACGACAUAUUCUAGCAUAGAUGCAAACAAUAAGACUUGGAUACAACAACAACAAAAAGACAUUCUCUCCUGUUCUUAACUUUUUAUUGAAGUGACUUCUGUGGAUUAGUGAUGAUUUAUAAAAUGUUACGUUAAUUGUAAA
Messenger RNA from Toxorhynchites rutilus septentrionalis, 6509 nucleotides. RefSeq names its product semaphorin-5A (gene Sema5c). Lineage: Eukaryota; Metazoa; Arthropoda; Insecta; Diptera; Culicidae. Gene Ontology annotation, biological process: axon guidance; neural crest cell migration; semaphorin-plexin signaling pathway. The coding region runs from base 1903 to 5325 and encodes 1140 amino acids. Gene Ontology annotation, molecular function: chemorepellent activity; semaphorin receptor binding. The record is from RefSeq and is a predicted model, not a curated record. The transcript is spliced from 10 exons.